Molecule: messenger RNA, 1185 nt
Organism: Dovyalis caffra
Lineage: Eukaryota; Viridiplantae; Streptophyta; Magnoliopsida; Malpighiales; Salicaceae
Source: the annotation of a GenBank genome assembly
AUGGACUCUCUCUUUGUUAACCAAUCUCUCUCUCGCCUCAAGAUCUCUCCAAAACUCACAAUCCCUUCUUCUUUCGUUUCCUAUCAAUCUCCACGACACCUCAAGCUAAUCCAUUGUAGAAAACCCUACAAUUCCUUCACACUCUUUGCCAUCCAAAAUCAACAAGAAACACAAAACCAACUUCAAGAAACCACUCAAAACAUUGGAGACGACGAGGCGUAUGGAGAGGUUAGCAGGAUCAUCGGAAGCAGAGCACUUGAAGGUGGUACGGGCAUGGAGUACUUGAUAGAGUGGAAAGACGGUCAUACCCCUUCGUGGGUCCCAUCAGAUUUCAUAGCUAAAGACGUGGUGGCUGAGUACGAGACUCCAUGGUGGACAGCAGCCAAAAAGGCCGACGAGUCGGCUCUUAGAGAGGUUCUAUCAGAGAAUGAAGAUGGACGACGUGACGUUAAUGCUGUGGAUAGCGACGGACGUACAGCUUUGCUUUUUGUAUCUGGGCUCGGCUCUGAGCCUUGUGUUAAGCUUUUAGCCGAAGCUGGAGCUGAUUUGGAUCAUAGAGACAAUAGUGGUGGCUUGACGGCUCUUCAUAUGGCAGCUGGGUAUGUUAAGCCAGGUGUCGUUAAGUUAUUGGUUGGGCUUGGUGCUGACCCUGAGGUGAAGGAUGACAGGGGACUAACUCCUUUAGAUUUGGCUAAGGAAAUUUUAAGAGUGACCCCAAAAGGGAACCCAAUGCAAUUUGGAAGAAGAUUGGGGUUAGAAAGUGUAAUAAGGAAUUUAGAGGAGGAAAUAUUCGAGUAUGCUGAGGUACAGGAAAUAUUGGAGAAAAGAGGGAAAGGUAAGGAUUUGGAGUAUUUGGUAAAAUGGAAGGACGGUAGUGAUAAUGAAUGGGUGAAAGCAAAGUUUAUAGGGGAGGAUUUGGUGAGGGAUUUUGAGGCAGGUUUAGAGUAUGCUGUGGCAGAGGGAGUGAUGGGUAAGAGGGUAGGCGAUGAUGGGAAAAAUGAGUAUCUUGUGAAAUGGACGGAUAUUGAUGAGGCCACGUGGGAGCCUGAGGAGAAUGUUGAUCCUGAAUUGAUUAAGGAAUUUGAGGAGGAGGGACAGAUUAAUGGGAUCGGAAAAGUAGAGGUUCAAUCGAGCAGUAAUGGGCUUGGAAGUACUGAGGCCCAAAUGAGUAGUGAUGGACCAUAA